Penaeus indicus is the source of this 3695-nucleotide messenger RNA. Its product is annotated as myotubularin-related protein 9-like. NCBI's taxonomy places the organism in Eukaryota, Metazoa, Arthropoda, Malacostraca, Decapoda, Penaeidae. Gene Ontology annotation, biological process: negative regulation of autophagy; phosphatidylinositol dephosphorylation. The transcript is spliced from 13 exons. Gene Ontology annotation, cellular component: membrane; cytoplasm. Gene Ontology annotation, molecular function: phosphatidylinositol-3-phosphate phosphatase activity. The record is from RefSeq and is a predicted model, not a curated record. Bases 185 to 1900 code for a protein of 571 amino acids.
UUGUUGUCACUUGUCAAUAAUCAGCUGUUGACUCGGAGCUGGCUGGGCGGUGGGCGUCUGUCUGGCUGUCAAGCUGUCAAGGGAACGGAAUUCUGGCUGUCAAGGGAAGGGGAUUCUGCCAGGCUCGCUAAUUCUGCUUCACCGUUUCUUCCUCGCCUUUUGAGUAUUAGAGCAAACUUGAAGAAUGGAAUUUGCAGAAUUGAUUCGUAUAUCACGAUGUGAUCGUGUUAUGCUUCAUCGUCCCCAUCACCCUGUGCUUGAUGGCACUCUGUGUAUCACAGGACAUCAUCUCAUUGUAUCUUCUUGUGAUAAGGAGCCUCAAGAAUUAUGGCUUCUCCAUAGCAACAUUGACACUGUAGAGAGAAGACAGCAGGGCAUGACAGGAGGGACACUUUGGCUCAAAUGCAAAGAUCUGAGAAUACUCCAGCUUGAUGUUAUUGGUGCAGAUCAGUUUGCCAAAGUGGCAGAUACAUUAGAAGAUCUUAUACGUGUUGAGGAGCCUCUACUCCAGUAUCCAUUCUUCUACCGAGCAAUGUAUCAGAUACUUGAAGAUGGAUGGACUGCAUUUAUGCCAGAGUCAGAAUUUUCACGUUUGGUUCAACCAGGGGAUGACUGGCGCAUAUCAUAUGUAAAUAAAGAUUACAAGGUUUGUCCUUCUUAUCCAAGUGCUGUUGUAGUACCCAAGAACAUAGAAGAUAAUGAUCUUAUAGCUAUUGCAAACUUUCGCCAAGCAAGCCGCUUUCCAGUACUAGCCUAUCGACACGAAGGAACAGCUGUAUUACUUAGAAGUGGACAGCCACUUAUCACAGCCAAUGGAAAGCGUUGUAAGGAAGAUGAGCGAUUGUUGAAUAGCGUUCUAGCAAGAGACAAGAGAGGAUAUAUAAUAGAUACACGUACACAGAAUCUAGCACAGUCUGCUAAGAAUCUUGCGCAGUCAGCAAAGGUUCAGCUGCGUGGUGGAGGAUAUGAGCCAGAGCUUCACUAUCCCAACUGGCGUCGUGUCCAUAAGCCCAUUGAUCGUCAUCAUGUCCUGCUUGAUUCCCUAACUAAGCUUAUGGACGGCAUCAAUGACACUAGCAGUGGAACAGAUAAGUGGCUGAGUAGGUUGGAGAGCAGCAGCUGGAUGAACAAUAUCAAGGAAACCCUGAAUUGUGCAUGCCUUGUGGCACAGUGUCUUGAUCAGGAAGGAGCAUCUGUUCUAGUGCAUGACACAGAUGGGAUGGAUUCCACUUUGCAGGUCACAUCACUGGCUCAGAUAAUACUCAAUCCAGAUUGUCGCACUGUCAGAGGUUUUGAAGCACUAAUAGAACGAGAGUGGAUUCAGGGAGGCCACCCCUUUGCCACUCGUCAUGCUCGGUCAUGCUACACCCCCAGCACCCAGCGCUCUAAAAUCAACUCUCCCACAUUCCUCCUCUUCCUUGACUGUGUCUACCAGAUUCAUCACCAGUUUAGUUGCAGCUUUGAGUUUGCUGAGAACUUCUUAGUGAUGCUCUUUGAGCAUUCAUAUUCAUCUCAGUUUGGAACAUUUUUAGCCAAUAAUGAAGGUGAAAGGAGAGCCAUGAAGGCUCAUGAGAGAACAGCUAGUUUAUGGUCCUUUGUAAACCGGCCUGAGGUGCUUCCCAAGUAUUUGAACCCCAUGUAUGAGCCAAACCAGCGUGUCAUAUGGCCAUCUGUUGCACCAAUGAGCCUGCAACUGUGGGCUAGUGUGUUUUUGAGAUGGGUGGUAGACCAAGGGCCACAGGAGGCAGCUUGGACUAUAGUGAGGGAGCUGAGGGAGAAGGAAUCCUCAGUCAGGUCCCAGGUGGCAAGAUUAAGACGUCAGUUACAAGACUUGGAACGCGAGGCAGUAGAUGUUGGCAUUUUGACACCACCAGCAACAGGGGAAGUAGAGGUGGCAUAAAAUCCCUGUGGAAGCUGUAGUUAAGCCACAAAUAUUGUUGUGCAGGUCUAGAGUGUUAUAUGAAUACAUUAUUACAUACUUUCUAUUGUUCUUAAGUGCUAUAUGAUGAAUGGUUGUUUGAUAGACAUUGAAUUACAGAAGCACCCAGAAAUAUGUAAUGUUUGAUGUUUUUGUUUCACAAGUUCAUAAAAGACAAAUGCUUAGUGAUCAUAUCUGUAGGUUCUUUUAGUCUUAGGUGAUGAUGAUAAUGGAAUAAGUGUACAUAGAUUACAGUGUAUUUAAUACUUAAAAAUGGAAUGAAACAGUUACUGAGGAUUAGGACCACUAGAUAAUUGAUGCUGAUAGUGAUUGAUAAUAUAACAUUUGAUAAUGAUUAUAUCUAGACUCAACAUAUUUUACAUAAUACCCACAUAGAAUUAUAUCUUCAUUUCUGUGGUUGAAGACACUAUCUGCAUUGACAUUUUCAGGUGUCUUUUUCAUAUCAGGAUAAUAAUUGUUAUCUUAGUGAUAAUAUUUAUUCGGGUACUACUAUCAUUUUUCUAAUUUUAUUUUUGUUACUUUUGUAUCUCUCUCUCUCUCUCUCUCUCUCUCUCUCUCUCUCUUUCUCUUUCUCUUUCUCUUUCUCUUUCUCUUUCUCUUUCUCUCUCUCUCUCUCUCUCUCUCUCUCUCUCUCUCUCUCUCUCUCUCUCUCUUUCUCUCUCUCUCUCUCUCUCUCUCUCUCUCUCUCUCUCUCUCUCUCUCUCUCUCUCUCUCUCUCUCUCUCUCUCUCUCUCUCUCUCUCUCUCUCUCUCUCUCUCGCUCUCUCUCGCUCUCUCUAUCUGCUAUUACUAAUAUUUUUCGUCAGGAAUAUUUGUCAUUUUAGAUGGUAUUGCCGCUGUUCUGUCUUGCAUUUUCAAUAUGCUUAACAUUAAGAAAGCACUUUUUCAACCAUGUACUUUCUUCUGUGUAUCCACAUCUCCUUUAUAUAAAAUCUGAAUAUGUCUUAUGCACAUACAGGUGGGAUUCCAGUUAGCAGCCAUUGUUUGUAUUCUAAAUCUGAAGAUACUUAUUGCUGAUGUCACUAUUAAAUCAGUGUUAAAUACCACAGUGCCAUUAUACUUGGCAAGUCCUCAUGCAUAAGUUCUUUCAACUGCAAUUACAUAUUUACAUGAUAACUGCAUGUUUCCUAAGUAGAUAAUCAAAGUACUGGUAAACCUCCAAAGAAAUGGAAGAUUGCUUGAUGUCUUGUAUUUGUGAUUGUAUGUGAGAGGUUCUUGUAUCAGUGAUGGAAAUAUCAGCCUGAAGAGCUUCAUUUACAUGUGUUGAUUUUGUGAUUGUAGUAUGAUUGUAUAUAUCUGAUUAAAUGUAGUAUUUAGAAUUAUUAUUCUAUAAGCAUCACUGUGAUCAUUUUUCUUUAGAAUAUAACUGUUAACAGGUUAUUGAAUGUAGGUAUAGCACAUGUCAAAUAGACUUCAUCUCUAUACAACAAAGCUCAUUUUGUGAUGUAAUCAUUUUUUCAAGAAUUCUUAAUAUCAAGUUCUGUAUUCUGUAUUUAUUUUUAUUUGUAUGUAAUAUUUUGACAAUGUAAAAUUUGCGGUUUCAUUUCAUUAUGAUUGCACAAAAUUGUUUAAAUCAAAUUACGAUGAAGUAAGGGUGCAGCUUGUGAAUUUUGAACAGAUAGAUUCUGUUGAAACUUCUCAAGCAGAGGCCUUUCAUAUUUCUACUUAUUGUGAAUACCAAUUGUCUUCUUGUUUCUGGUUAUUUUUCUGUCAUUUCCAUAAACCACCAAGAAUAUAUAAUAAAACACUAAAAAAUA